ACUGGCUCCCAGCUGAGGCCCCUGGGCUCACCGCUGGUCUGUCCUUUCCAUUGCCAGGAGGCCCAUAAGCAGUACAAGCAGAAGCUCGAAGAACUAACCAAGCUGCAGGAUGGGAUCUCCAGUUCCAUUGCACGGCAGAAGAAGCAGCUGAAGGAGCUGUCUCUCGCCUUCAAAAACUGCAAGUCCGCGAUAACCGCCGAACAGGAAGAGUCCAUCCGGGAGAUCCAGAGCCUCAUCAAAGAGAGGCAGAGCAUCUUCUUUGAAAUGGAGGCGUAUUUGCCAAAGAAGAAUGGGUUGUACCUGAGUCUGGUGCUUGGGAACGUGAAUGUGACUCUACUCAGCAAGCAGGCUAAGUUUGCUUAUAAAGAUGAGUACGAGAAGUUCAAGCUCUACCUCACCAUCAUCCUGCUCAUCAUCUCCUUCUCCUGCAGGUUCCUUCUCAACUCCAGGGUGACGGACGCCGUCUUUAACUUCCUGCUGGUCUGGUACUACUGCACCCUGACCAUCCGCGAGUGCAUCCUCAUCACCAACGGGUCCAGAAUCAAAGGCUGGUGGGUUUUCCAUCACUACGUCUCUACCUUCCUCUCGGGCGUCAUGCUGACUUGGCCGGACGGGCUCAUGUACCAGAUGUUCCGAAACCAGUUCCUCUCCUUCUCCAUGUAUCAGAGCUUUGUGCAGUUCCUCCAGUAUUACUAUCAGAGCGGGUGCCUGUACCGGCUGAGGGCGCUGGGCGAGAGGCACAACAUGGAUCUCACCGUGGAGGGCUUCCAGUCGUGGAUGUGGAGGGGCCUCACUUUCUUGCUGCCAUUCCUCUUCUUUGGCCAGUUCUGGCAGCUUUACAACGCGGUCACCCUCUUCCAGCUGGCCAGACAUCCGCAGUGCAAGGAAUGGCAGGUUCUCAUGUGCGGGUUCCCCUUCUUGGUGCUCUUCGUGGGGAACUUCACCACCACCCUGCGGGUCGUCCAGCAGAAAUUCCAGAACCAGAACCAAGACGCUAAGGCCGAGUGAGAAGAGGAGCUGAUGCUGAGACCGGGGGGGGGCUCUCCACCGCCUCCCCCCCCCCCCCCCCCCCCCGCCUGUCUCCUAGCCACACUCCAGACUUUGCCAUCCAACUCUCCUCCUCGCCCCUUGAACCUGUGCCCGUUCCUCAGGGGCAGGCCCACUGGGACUGUCCAGGGAACCUCGGGGGAAUGUAUGUGAUCCAGUAAACCAAGCUGCUGAAGUCCGAGGCUCCCUCACCAUCCCAGCCCCGGGACACGCUGCCUUUGGCUGGAGCCGCUAUGGGCCUGCUGCGAUGCAGGAGGAUGGAAGCGAUCUCCACAGAGGGUACCGUGGCCAGCCAGGCAGUCGUUAUCCCAUUCUACCCCCCAGGGCCUUCCCCUCCCUUUGCUCUAGAAGUGGGGUGUCUAGGGCAGCUACUCAGAUGUUAAUGUGACCCCUUUCUUGGGGGUCAGGCCAAAGCACUACCAUGAACACCAUCUAGCUCCAAGCAACCAGAGACCUGAAGUGCCCAUGACAGCUGGUGGAGCCAAGCCUCUUCCCUGCACCCUGCAGUGGGGCCAGCCGGGCCUGAGGGGGAGGGAGCAGCCCCCAGCCCUGGGCUUAUUCCAAGCUCCCCUCCCUGUGGACAGUGCUGCUGAGACACACGGGGCGAACAGCUCGGCACCUCCCGCUUAGGGAACCAGCCCCAUUGCAUGGAAACAGGCUCCUUGCUUAUUAUUGGCUGAGUCCCCAGUGGAAGCGCUCCAGCUGGGAGCACGGCUCUCCCAGCCCCCUCAUGGGCCCGGAGUCCCAAGGCCGGGCUCUGGUGCAGAUCUCCUUCUAGCGAUGGGAAAUGCAUGCUUCAGACGUGUCCUGGCCUCUUUACUACAGUGGUCUGCACCCUGGGGCCGCUCCGCAUCCUCUCUGCUCCAGCGGGAUGCUUUAAGGGGACGCUGGAGCAUGAUCUGGGAACUGGGGCAGCCUAAUGGCCCAGCCCCCCCACCCCCGCCAUCAAUUCAUUGGGCAGCAGAAGCAGAGUGAGGGAAGAGGAUGCCAAAAACCAUAAAGGAAGCAGUGUGUGUAGCUGGUGCUAGAAAGUAGCAUGGGGCCCUGAGCUGCCGAGGGCAGGUGGUCUGGCUGGAGCAGCUGUGCUUGCCUGGCUUGUGAGCUGCUGGGGGAAGUCUGAGCAGGUACCCAGCUUUGGUGCAGGGAAGAUGGGUUGUGGAGGGGGCUGUCCUACCUGUAUUAAUGUCUGUGCCUCUUUGACAGGAAGCUCAUCCAAAAUAAAGGGAAGAAGGGGCAAUCCCUUCCCAUGACAGAGCC
Molecule: messenger RNA, 2304 nt
Organism: Chrysemys picta bellii (western painted turtle)
Lineage: Eukaryota; Metazoa; Chordata; Testudines; Emydidae
Source: RefSeq, a predicted model, not a curated record